AUGUUGUCAACAGGACAAGGUGGUAACAGCAAAGAAUUAGUCGCAUUCGCAACAGUAAGGCACCUUCGUCCAUUCGCUGCAAUAGUUGGAACAGUCGUGCUUGGGCUUUCGCGUCGUCGUGAUCGUGGUCGUGUUUCAAUUUCAGCUGCAGACGCAAGGCAACGGGCGAGGAGCGAUGUUAUCUUUUUCCAAGAGGGAAUGCGAAUCAUGAAGAAAGCUUGAGUAGAAAGUGGAAACUAUACAGAAUUGAAAUAUUCGCUAAUGUUAACGUAACGGUAUCAGAAACAAUAAAUAAAGUAGUGCAUCUGCAUGCCCAUGCAGGUCGUUGUUGAUUUUGGGAGUACAGGUAUCCUUUUCUGCGAAAAAAAAACGUCUACUUUCUUGUACAAUUUAUCCAUCUUGGUUGUGAACUGCAAAUAAAGCUGCACUGUUAUGAAUAUGUGUACGUUCAAGUAGUUUUGAAUACCCUGGGGUUCGAGCUUUUGUUGGGUCGUGCUGAUGCCAUUUCCCGAAAAUACAGAAAAAAACGCUUCUCGCUGAGAAUAAAGUUUUGGACCGCAAAAAAUAUUUUUCGACAGUCUACGUCAGAAAUUUUGUGCUGGGGAGCGCAGCUCCUUCUCCAAUUCAAACGUAUAUUACGGUUAAGGUUACAAAUGAAGCCGUUUGAUAAAUGUCAAUGAAUAACCCGCUUUAGUUUUGUCAGGUACUCGCAGGAAGGUACACAAAGACAAAGAAUAAGAAAAAACAGAACCUAC
Amoebophrya sp. A120 is the source of this 755-nucleotide messenger RNA. The record is from the annotation of a GenBank genome assembly. NCBI's taxonomy places the organism in Eukaryota, Dinophyceae, Syndiniales, Amoebophryaceae.